AUGGUGAAGGUCGAUGUUGAGAUUAGACCAGUAGGGUCCCCUCCUUUCACUUGGGCUUCAUUCACUCAGGCAUUCUUCAAGAAGUUUGUACCUUGUUGUGUGAGGGAGAGGAGGAGGGCUCAGUUUAAGGGGUUCUGUCUGGGGAGUAUGACUGUGACAGAUUAUGAGACCCAGUUCCACCCAUUAUCUCGCCAUGCCUUGAUUAUUCUUCAUGAUGAGGCUGCGAGGGCCAAGUUUAUCAAGCGAGAGGACUAUGAGGAGCAGGUGAUCAAGAGGACCCGCUUUGCCCCUAAUAUUGGUACCUCAUCAGGAGGUAGGUGGCAUCAUGGUGGUAGUCAUUUCCGUCUGCCAGGAGGCCAAUUUAUGCAGAGUUCUCAGGCUUUCGUACCUAGGAUAGCGCUGCAGUCGGCUAGAGGUGGUUCUUAUGGUAGUAGAGGUGAUUCUCAGGCAGAUAGGGGUGGUACUCACCCUAAUCAAGGUGGUGGUCAUGGAACUACUCAGACUUCGAGUGAUCGUGCUCAUUUCUAUGCUUUUUUGGGCAUACUUGAGGCAGAGGCCUCCGAUGCUGUCAUUAUAGGUACUAUUUCGGUAGAUCUGAAAGUCUUGGAUAUGGUAGAUUUUGACACCACUAUUCUUGGGAUGGAUUACUUAUCUCCGUAUCACGCGAUCUUGGAUUUUCAUGCCAAGACAGUUACUUUAGCCAUACCCGGUAUUCCUGGAUUAGAGUGGAAGGGUGCUUAUAGUCACUAUCUGAAGAGUAGAGAGGAGCAUGAGCAACCCUUAAGGAUCGUGCUUGGGAUUCUGAAGGAAAAGAAGCUUUAUGCUAAGUUUUCGAAGUGCAAGGUUUGGCUUAGUACGGUGGCAUUCUUGGGGCAUGUGGUGACUAAUGAUGGUAUUAUAGUAGAUCUUAAGAAGAUUGAGGCAUUUCAAGAUUGGAUUAGACCAGCUUCGGUCACCGAGGUUCAGAGUUUCAUAGGUCUUGCAGGUUAUUAUCGGCAUUUUGUGGAGAGGUUUUUAUCGAUUGCAUCCCCAUUGACAAAAUUGACAAAGAAGGAGGAUAUAACAAAUUGCUUCGUGAGACUUGAUAUUUUGGAGCCUGGUAUAGUUCCAACUUGUAUUGAGGCACGGUCUUCUUUAUUGGAGCGAAUUCGAGCUCAGCAGAUUGAUGAUGAGAAAUUGUGUAAGACUCGGGACAAAGUGUUACAAGAGGAGGCUAAGGACGCGAUUAUUGAUAGUGAUGGAGUUUUCAUUAUCAAGGUUCGAAUUUGUGUUCCUAGAGUGGGAGAUUUGACUCGGUUGAUCAUGGAGGAGGCUCAUUCUUCAGAGUAG
Messenger RNA from Lycium barbarum (goji berry), 1329 nucleotides. RefSeq lists its product as uncharacterized. The record is from RefSeq and is a predicted model, not a curated record. The transcript has 6 exons. The coding region runs from base 1 to 1329 and encodes 442 amino acids. Lineage: Eukaryota; Viridiplantae; Streptophyta; Magnoliopsida; Solanales; Solanaceae.